Molecule: messenger RNA, 957 nt
Organism: Notodromas monacha
Lineage: Eukaryota; Metazoa; Arthropoda; Ostracoda; Podocopida; Cyprididae
Source: the annotation of a GenBank genome assembly
GGGCUGGUUUAGCUUGUGUGCUCCGUUGCCAUUCGCCACGCAUUAAACCGCCGCCUCUGUUUCAAUUUUUAAAGAGGAAACAAAUCGGGAAGGCACGCCUGAGCCCAGCACUCGACAGUCGACGAAGUGAUUUGAGGUGCUGAGUAUUUCCGCUUGACGACUUCCCGAGUGAUGACGUUGGAGUGAAUCGUCCUUGAAGCACUAGAGGGGAAAAGUGACGGAAGAAGGGGAGGACUGACUUCAAUAACUCAUUAUCCCGUCAGCGUUGAAAUCAGGAAGCAGCACAGCAUCAUGGCCGGCCAGGAGUUGCUCUACUUGCACGUUUUCGGGGAAGUCACCGGCAUUGGACGUUGCGGAAUCUAUGGACUGGUUGAUGUUCCUGCCGACAAAAUGCCGGCCGAAUUUUGGAUGGAAUUUCCUCGUAGUGAACCAUUGCACCGACAAACCUCCAAAGCUCAUCAGGUGUUGGGACGGCUGGGUGCCUGGGGUUUCCAACUGGAAGCGGUUGUUCCAGUUUCGUCGGAGAACGCCACGAAACUUGUGACAGCGGGUUGUUUUGGCCCUAAUGUUACCUAUACGAAUACGUAUGAUGAGUAUGGCAGACAGGUGAAAACAGCGACGCUGUGCAAUACUUUCUGCUGGAUACUCAUACUUCGUCGGUCCCCUCCUUCGGCACCAGUUGAAUGUAGGAAAAACCGACAGGAGCAACAAAAGCCAGUGGAUUCUUCUUCUGCUGAAGUUCUUCAGACAGCAUCAGCGGAAAACGUGUUGAAAUCAAAGCCUUGAGAUUCACCAGUCGCUCAAAAUUCCGGCGGAAGAAAGAACGUUGAGUGCAAGGACAGUUAUUUCCGUUGUUUCGAGUGUCUCUUUCCGCCUGAAUCCAAAUUUGUACGAUUCCGACACAGCAUGUUUCAAAAUUCCUCUUUUGCAGGGAAGAAAAGAUCUCUAUGCAAUUAA